CAGUGUGAUGAAGAAAAAGCAUGCGGCGAUUUCAAGUAUAUAAGUACGGCACAGUCACAGAGUGAUGGUAAAAACUGCGGGAAGUGCGGUACCAAGUGUUCCGAGAGCAAGAUGUGCUGCGAUUCCAAGUGCGUGGAAAAGGCCAUAUUCCAGAACAAUCCCAUGAACUGCGGCAAGUGGGGGAAUAAAUGUCCACAAACCUACAACUGCCACUCGAGCCACUGCCUCGAACCAUACAACUGUGAAACCGGCGUCUGCCUCCUCGAAAGCUGCCACGUUACCAUUCUCAACGGGUCUGGCUGUGGUGCUGGUGAAGACGAGUUGUGCGAUUGCAUGGAGACCGCCGACGGGAAUCCGUUUUGCGGCACUUUCGAUGGGCAGUAUUGCAAGGAUCUGUGUAAUAGUGAUCUAGACUGCCGACAUAGCAAGGGCAAGAUCUACGUGAGGUGGGAUAAGACUUUUUGCUUGGCGGUGGCUUCUGACGAUGGGAAGUUUAAGGGUGUUUGCUUUGAGGCCUAUGGGGGAAAGUGGGAGAGGUUCGGUGGUUUGCUCCUUGGUCUUCCGGCUUCAAAAGUCCGCAUCUGA
Molecule: messenger RNA, 585 nt
Organism: Colletotrichum orchidophilum
Lineage: Eukaryota; Fungi; Ascomycota; Sordariomycetes; Glomerellales; Glomerellaceae
Exons: 3
Source: RefSeq, a predicted model, not a curated record